CCUUUCUCCAGAUUGAUCUCUGCUGUUUUGCCUUAAAAACAAAACUAAAAUGCUCUUAAAAGUUUGCUCAGCCUUAUGUGGGGACUCUCCUAAUCAGAACAAUCAAGAAAAUGAACUACUGUAGCAUGUUCUCCCUGUAAAAGUGAUUAGGAGUGCAAUCUGCAACUUCCUGUCCAGAGCUGCCUUUUCUUCUUCCCCUAUUCUUGACCCAGUCGGACACAAGGAGCUGGUGACCAAAGACUGCAGCAGCAGAAACUACUGUGGAGCCAGUCCUACAGCAAAGGUAGGCGUUAGCUGGGGCAGGAGAUUGGGGUUGAGGGCUCCUACAUGAGACAUAUAAGCUUAUAGCCAGGAUUUGGAGAGGGAAAAUAGGAAGUAUUGAGUGGGGUGGAUGGGGAGAAAAGCAAUUCAUCCUUUUUGUGAAUUAUUCAUAGUUGGGGAAUAAGAAUAAGAGAGAUCUUAUCUAGAAGGAGUUUGCUCACAUUUUUGAAAAAUCUGAAGAAGGGAGAGCUGCUAAGGAAAGCAAAAAGCCACCAAAUGCCCCCCCCCCCCUAAUAAAAACCAAUAAGGAUCAAGUUUCCAAAGGGGUAGCUGUGCUUGCUGUUCUUGCUCCAGCAAGGACUAAGAGCCACUUUAAAGACGAACAAAAGUAUGCUGGUAUAAGCAUUCAUGGACUACAGUUCACUUCAUCAAAUGCAUGGUAUGGUUAUCUGUGGAAUCCAACUAUAGUCCAUGAAAGUUGAUGCCCAGACAAAUGUGUCAGCCUUUAAGGUGCCACAAGACUCUUUGUUUUUAAUAAAAAUCAGUAACUUACAAGGCACAGGCUUAUAUUGUGUGAGACAUACUCUGGAAACUAAAACUGCUAUAUCAGGGACUACAAAUCAUGACCACUCUUGUCAACUCACUUUUUAAUCAUUAAAACAGUGUGCUUUGAUACUAUUAUAGUGAAGUUCUAAUAUUUUGUCUGAUACUGUCUGCCUACUAAAAAUGUAAUAAAAUAAGGAUGUGGAUGCACAGCCCUAAUAACCACACAGUCAUUGACUAUGGAUAUGUGCCUUGCUUCAACGACUGCAGUUUUAAUAGGUCCAUAGCGCUAAAAAAAAGUAGUCCCCAGACCUGUAAGACAAGGAAACUCUUAAAUUUCUGAAGAAAUCCAGGUUCUGAGCCCUCACGGUUGUGAAUAAAUAUAACAAAUGGUUACAAGAGUGCCACUGUCAAAACUCAUAAGCAACCAAAUGGUCUGUACAUAUUCUUUUUUUAUAUAUUCCAUCAUGUUUGGGUUGGGGCUUUCAUUAUUACUGACUACAAUUGCCACUGCUGCAUGGCUGACACAUUGGUUAUACUGUAAUUGCAACAUCGCACACGUCAUAAAAAUAUACAAGAGACAAAAAUGGUGUCCACUCACAAAUUUUCCCCUACCACAAAGGGAACCACAUCAUUUGCAAUGGAAAAAAAAAAGCAACUAAGCUCAAGUCAUUAUAGAAAAGGAUUUAUACACUGAACCACCACAACCAACAAAAAGCCCUUCAAGCUACAGCUAGGAUUAUCGUAGCAAGCCGGGGGAACUGACCAUUAGAAGUGCACCCUGGGGGCGAGGGGAAGCCCCUGUCUCACUGGAGCUUAAUGUAAUUUCCUGAGACUGCCGCUGCAUGGAUGGGGAGCGCAUCCAAUUCCCUUGCACUGGGCUUCUUUAAAGUUCUGACUAAUGCAGACAUGGUUACUGAUCCCUCGAGUUGGGGGAAACGCAAUGGCAGCCCCACUCCUCAUCCUGGCGAUGUGCAUCCAUGUAAGCAAGCGGAACAGGACAGCGCAGAACUAGCCCGACCAGGGAGGUCCUUGAUCCUGUAGAGAUAAGUUUGUUCCAAGAGUAUAGAGAAAGCCAGGCCCCCAUUGAGAUGGGAAGGUGGCUGCCUCGAUUUCUAGACAUCAUUAAAGAGUGGCAACAGGCAGUGGCGUAGCGUGGGGGGUGCAGGGGGGGCCGGCCGCACUGGGCGCAACAUCUGGGGGUUAGGGUUAGGGGGCGCAAAUCCAUGGGUUAGGGGCGCAAAUUACUUGCCUUGCCCCGGGUGCUGACAACCCACGCUACGCCACUGGCAACAGGCAAGGUAGUAUUAUUCAAUUAAUGUGUGUGCACACAUGCAGAGGCCGUGGAGCCACUUGGAUUUUAUGGCACAGGGCAAAGAUGUCUUUUGCUGCACCCAUGAAGCAGGGAAGAGCCCUCGUGUUCUUUAAUCCUGUACAAGGAAUAAGGGGUAAAGCGAAGAAGGCUGAGAUUGCUUAGCACAAAAAAUCUCCAGGGUGGCCACUGGUUUUGUCACCAUUUUGUGGGAGGGAUUAAAUCACAUACGAGAAAUUUAGGUCUGCACAAUUGCAACUGGGUGCAAUUAACUCACUUCUUUGAAAAAAGAAACCCGGAUAUUUCCCAGUUAGGAAAGUGACAGACACUAAAAAUUUGGGAUAACCAUCGAUUCAUGGAAGUUGUACAACAUCCCCAUAAAAAAAUUAGAACAGAAUUCCACCCACCACCCAAUUACUGGAGAACGGGAAGACAACUAUUCCCACUUCUUAGGGUAUAAUUAAAUGAAUUAUACAAGAGGACACCAACCUGUUGGUCAAGGGCCUUCCACAAGUUUUGGGUUCCUGCCCCUUGUGGUCCCACCCUCUCAUCCUCCAGGUGUUAACAUCAUCUGAGUUUGCACACUUUUUCUUGAUCUUCCAUCAAGUGCAGCAAUACAAAAAGAGGCUUAUUUCGACCUUACCUGACAAAUGAAUUUCACUGCGUACAAGCAACAAACCAAGCGUUAAAGCUUUCCCUGGACUGCGCGAUUUUAGGCUCCAGGUGAAGGGUUGAAUAUUUGAGCUCUCUCCCAUCUUAAAUAAAUUCACCUUCCUGCAUGAAGGAAAUGCUUCCACCUGUAGCCUGAAGCAGUUUAGCCCCCCCCCCCCCCAAUAUCUUGCUACUGUACUUGACUCUGCUGAACGUAUGAACUAUCCCUAGCAGGGUUAGCCCCAGAUACGUUGCUGCUUGGAAGUGGGACACCUAAGCACCACUUCUUCCCACUAAUAAACAAACAGGAGGCGUAAGUCACUAGGAAGUUCUUCUGCACAAGUGUGAAUAAAAUUAAUGGGAGCGACGCAAGAGCCCAAGGAUGCCCCUGCAAAGCUCCCAUGCAUUUCAGCAGCAGCUUGUGCGGGAUAAUUUCCCACUGACUGUGGCCUGAUCUCUGAGGCUGCAACUCUCCUCAUUUAGAACAGCAUCUAAGAAAUUCGGUUUGUUUGCAUUUUUCAGGCUUUUCCUCCUUUCUUUUCUUUUUUAAAGAACAUGCCUCCAUUCAUGGCUAAUGAGAGUUUCUACGAAUCUGAGGACUCCUUCACGGUACAACAUAUGGAUUCCGCGUCUAUUGGAUCUCUGGUCAUCUUCUCCAUCACCUUUCUCCUGGGCCUCCCUGGAAAUGGCUUGGUAAUCUGGGUCAUUGCUCUGAAAAUGAAGCGAACGGUGAACACGGUUUGGUUUCUGCACCUUGCCGUGGCUGACUUUGUGUGCUGCCUGUCCCUGCCUUUCUCCAUUGUCCACCUGGCGCUGCAUCAGCAGUGGCCUUUCGGGUGGUUUUUCUGCAAGAUUAUCCCGUCUGCCAUCAUCUUCAACAUGUUUGCCAGUGUCUUCCUCCUCACCACCAUCAGCAUCGACAGGUGUCUUGUGGUGAUGAAGCCUGUCUGGUGUCAGAAUCACCGGACAGUAAGGUUCGCAUCCGUGGUCUGUGGCGUUACCUGGUUCCUAGCUUUCAUUAUGUGUUUUCCUGCUUUCUUCUAUCGCGAAAUCUCCAUUGAUGAAUCGGGCAAUGCCAGGUGUGUCUACAAUUGGCACGGUGAGGAAUAUGAGGAAGGAUGGCCAGAUUAUUUGUUUCCCAGCAAUGAAGAGUUUUCUAGUCAACGCCCUGCCUUUGUGGCUAGUAACUAUGAAGAUAUUUUCACAGACGGAAUUUUGGAUGUGUAUUCUGAGUACCAUAUUCUUAAUACAGACAAAAGCAAGGCUUGGUAUUCCAGCACACCAAGCACUCUUGGCACUAAUAGAGAUACAGAUUCAUUGACGGUGGAAGUCACCAGCCCAAAAUACGUGUCACACGAAUCUUCCCACCCAGCUACUGCCAUAUCCAAUGUUAUUUAUUCCGAUCUUUCCGACUAUUUUCUUUUUGGCAAUUACUCUGGCAACCUCCUGAUUAGCAAUGACUCGAUGGCAAUGCCUUUUUAUGAUGAGCUGCCAAGCGUUCUUGUGUCCAUUACUGUCACCCGAAGCAUCUUUGGUUUCCUCCUCCCCUUCGGAAUCAUGACUGCCUGUUACUUCCUUAUUGCCCUCAAGAUGCUCAGAAACCAAUUUGCAAAGUCCCGUGUGAAGGCUUUGCGGGUGAUCCUGCUUGUGAUAGUCACUUUCUUUCUCUGUUGGGCUCCUUAUCAUGUCAUUGGGGUACUGUAUCUCCUGGCUAACCCCAGCACAGCACUUUAUGAAACAAUAGCUUUGUGGAACCAUGUUUCCACAGCAUUGGCCUAUGCCAACAGCUGCAUCAACCCACUUCUUUAUGUGUUUGUGGGGAAAAAAUUCAGGGAAAAAGCACGCCAGACAGUGCAAGGGAUUUUGGAAGGGGCGUUCAGUGAGGAAAGAACAUGCUCCACUGCCUUCUCCCAGGACAGAAGCAAGUCUACAGUUGACCAUAUUGAUGUUUCCGCCCUCUAAAAUGGAGCUUCCAGGCAAAUAAACUGUCCUUGCUACUGUGGGUUCUUGAUUGGCACAGAUGUGGCCACUUUGAAUUAGUAUCUGGAGCUCUUGCAUAUACAGAGAGCAGCCACACCUUGUGAAUCCCCUUUGUGCUGCGGUGUGAGGGAGUCAAGUGAAGUUCUGGGUUACACCACAGAAGGGAGAUGGGGACAACUGCCUAUCUUUGCAACAUGUGUGGUGGUGGUGGUAUCCAAAUUUGUCAAAAAUUUCCUAACACUGCAGAUGUGCCCUACAGUAUUACUUCACUUGUUAUAUACUGUUUUCCCUGUUGAUGAAAGUAGCAUAGCCAUGUAUGACAAGCCAGAAUAAGCUUUAGCGGUGACACAGAAAUCUUGCAAGAAGUGUCAGCAGCUUUCUUUUGUAAGUGGUCUGCGUUCACCAAACACUGUCAAAGAAAACUGGAGGCAGUGCUUAAUUUCUAAAAGCAAAGCAGGGAAGAGGUAGACAAGGGCUGAGCCUACGUUCUGCAAGCAGAUCUAGGAGGAAAGCCCCUUCCCUUAACUUUAGGUGGGAAUGGCUGCUCAACAGAAAGGAAAAGGUACGGUCAAAGGAGUGGUGGUGGUGGUCAACAGGCAUGGCUAGAACCUACAGAACCAAGCCAAAUAGUACCUGCAGACUUGAGUAUCAGCUAUGAGUAUCCUGUCCAUUUUCAGGGCUACUGGAGACUCCAUUCAAAAUAUGCUUAUUUCCAGAGCAUACCUUAGGGGCUGCCUAGUUAAUGAAUUCUCUCCCUCUGCAAAUUCACCCAACCUGGGCACCUUUCCAGAAGCACUGUAAGGCCUACAUUUUAGUACUAGCACUGGGAGAGUGAGUUAAGAGAAGUGGGGUACAAUUUAUUCUGUUCAGCUGCAGAUGCAUUGCUUUUGUCCCAGUUUUUUGCUGUUACGUAUUUGGAUUGGGGUAGGUUGCACACAUGUACUAAUAAAUAAGUUGCUUUUAACCCUCUGAAUUAAAACAGGCUUGAUUUUUCCCUCAUCACAUUUAUCCUAUGGUUACUCUCCCUUCCUAGCAACACUAGGUGGCUUUAAUUUGGAACCGCUUAGUCCUUCUGCCUCAUACCGGGGGGUGGGGGGUGGGGAGUGUGAGAGAAACCAACUAGGGUGACAGAGAGCCUGAGCAGCCAGGAAGCAGCCUGGCUCUAUCAGUCUCUAGGCAUCUCAAUAGCAGAACCCUUACAGGCAGUUUACACCAAAAGCCAGAUCAGAAAACCCAAUAAAGACUAGGACCCUGCGUUGCUCUUAGUCUUCUCUCUCUCUAUGGGAUGGGAGGUUGUUUUUCUUUUCCAUCCACAGGUAGAGGUAGGAGGAAGUGGUCUCCUUUCCAUCUUCUCUUGAAAGCAUUUGACAGCAGCCAACAGAGCAACCUCAUGAUUCCUUGUUGGCGAGAAACUUUCUCCUUUCCUUGACAAAUUAAGGGAA
Podarcis lilfordi (Lilford's wall lizard) is the source of this 6189-nucleotide messenger RNA. Lineage: Eukaryota; Metazoa; Chordata; Lepidosauria; Squamata; Lacertidae. The record is from the annotation of a GenBank genome assembly.